Messenger RNA from Vicia villosa (hairy vetch), 600 nucleotides. RefSeq lists its product as uncharacterized. Bases 1 to 600 code for a protein of 199 amino acids. The record is from RefSeq and is a predicted model, not a curated record. Lineage: Eukaryota; Viridiplantae; Streptophyta; Magnoliopsida; Fabales; Fabaceae. The transcript has 2 exons.
AUGACACAUUUUAUUAUUUCGAAGGGUGAUACAACAAAUUUUUGGAGUAUGAAAGCCAUUCUUAGAGGAUUUGAGUUAAUGUCGGGUUUGGGUAUAAAUUUCCUUAAGAGUAACAUCUUUGGAAUCAAUGUUGGUGAUUGGUUUCUUGAAGCGGCUUCUAGUUUUAUCUCGUGUAAGGUGGGAAGUCUUCCGUUCAAGUAUUUAGGCGUUAAAGUGGGUGGUAGUCCUAGAAGUACUUCAAUGUGGAAAGAUUUAAUUGUGUUCAUUAGGAAAAGAUUAGCCGUUUGGAGAGCUUCGACGAAGAUGUUAAAUGAGAUUCGGGCGAUUCAAAGUAAUUUUCUUUGGAGUGGUGGUGAUGUGAGAAAGUCAAUCCAUUGGGUGUGUUGGGAUACCGUUUGUAAAACUAAAGAGGAAGGUGGUUUAGGAAUUAAAAAUGUGGAAAUUAUGAAUGUGGCUCUUAUAAGUAAGUGGAAAUGGAGGAUUUUAAACGAGAAUGAUGCGGUUUGGAGUGGUAUUCUUAAAGCUAGAUACGGCAAGGUGAAGCUUAAGGUUCUAGUAGGUGAUGUUGCGGUGGUGGACCGAAGGAUUCUAUAUGGUUGA